UGGCCACUAGAGGGACACACUGAGACGCGCGUUCAACAGGAAAUGUCCUCGCUAAACAAAGCUGGGUAAUGAUCGGCUCGCACAGCAGUGAGUGUUGGAUACAGGAUCAGUGCAAACCCUCGGCUACAGCACAUUUACAGCGAGCUGGCAGCGUGCGCUACCCGCGCCUCUUCUACUAUGCCUUCCAAAAACUCUCAAAACGGAUACAGUGUUGCCCGAUAUAUCCUGCUUUGGUCGCUUGUGCCCCUCAUCACUGCAAAGGGAAAUGACAUGGAGAGUCCAACAAAGAUCCAUGACGCUGAAAAACCUCCCUCUGAGACUCAACUCGACUUGAGAGAAGUGGUUUUUGUCAUCCAGAGCCAGAGGAACUCUUUCCAUGUGCAGCAGGCGGAGAAACUCAGAAAAGACCUUCUGUUGCAGGCUCAAGCUGUUCAAGAGAGUCCCCCUGUCAUCCUGCUCCUGCACACGCUGACAGACAAUGAGGGGGACUGGAGCAUUCUCCCACUACUGCCCUACUUGUCAUCACAGUUUGGCAAGAACUCAUCUUGGAUCAUGUUUCUAGAGGAGGGCACCAGAGUGAAACUGCAUAAACUCCAUGAAGUCCUCAAAAAAUUUGACCGCAGAAAAGAGUGGUUUCUUGGCAAGCCUCUGCAUGAUGAAGAGUCCACCAUCAUCCAUCAUUAUGCUUUCUCUGAGAACCCUGCGGCUUUCGAGUACCCAGACUUCUCUGCAGGAUGGGCGCUUAGCAUCUCUCUGGUCAACAGUUUGACAAGCAAAAUAGAAGAGGAGCCAUUAAAAUCGGACUUCACCAUAGAUCUGAAACAUGAGGUUGCACUGUACAUUUGGGAGGAUGGAAAGGGACCUCGACUGACAGGGGUUGCAGAGCUUUGCACGCUUCCAGAGGACAAACCAAGAGCUCAAUACUGUGCUACCACUGUCAGCAGCCAUUCACCAGUGUGUGGCCAGCCUGUUAAGAGCGACAACAUCUUUGUAGCAGUGAAAACUUGUAAGAAGUUCCAUUCUGACAGAGUUCCUGUGGUGAAGAAAACAUGGGCUAAACGAGCAUCUCUGCUGGAGUAUUACAGCGAUUAUGCCGAUCCUUCAAUACCCACCAUUGAUCUGGGAGUGCCAAACACAGAAAGGGGUCACUGUGGGAAAACAUUCGCCAUCUUGAGGAGAUUUUUGAGCAGUCAUGUGCCCAAGACCGAUUGGCUAUUGAUUGUGGAUGAUGAUACUCUUAUAAGCUUGCCCAGACUGCAGGCCUUGCUGAGCUGCUAUGACUCCAGUGAGCUGGUGUGUCUGGGAGAGCGUUAUGGGUAUGGACUGGGUCAGGGAGGAUACAGUUACAUCACUGGUGGUGGGGGGAUGGUGUUCAGUCGAGAGGCUGUGGUCCAGCUGUUGGUGAGCGGCUGUAAGUGCUACAGUAAUGAUGCUCCUGAUGACAUGGUUUUGGGAAUGUGUCUCAAUGCUCUACGAGUUCCUGUCACACACAGUCCCCUCUUCCAUCAGGAUGGUGUUCAGUCGAGAGGCUGUGGUCCAGCUGUUGGUGAGCGGCUGUAA
Sinocyclocheilus grahami is the source of this 1560-nucleotide messenger RNA. Its product is annotated as beta-1,3-glucosyltransferase-like. The transcript is spliced from 15 exons. Bases 178 to 1560 code for a protein of 460 amino acids. NCBI's taxonomy places the organism in Eukaryota, Metazoa, Chordata, Actinopteri, Cypriniformes, Cyprinidae. Gene Ontology annotation, molecular function: glycosyltransferase activity. Gene Ontology annotation, cellular component: membrane. The record is from RefSeq and is a predicted model, not a curated record.